Messenger RNA from Suncus etruscus (white-toothed pygmy shrew), 3965 nucleotides. It is a transcript of the gene TONSL, whose product is annotated as tonsoku like, DNA repair protein. Gene Ontology annotation, molecular function: protein binding. The transcript is spliced from 26 exons. NCBI's taxonomy places the organism in Eukaryota, Metazoa, Chordata, Mammalia, Eulipotyphla, Soricidae. The record is from RefSeq and is a predicted model, not a curated record. Bases 1 to 3912 code for a protein of 1303 amino acids.
AUGGAUGCGGAGCGGGAGCUCCGGGAUCUGAACAAGGCCAAGGCCAAAGCCCAGAGGGACCGGCAACCGCGGGAGGAGGCCGCCCUGUGCCACCAGCUGGGCGAGCUGCUGGCCAGCCACGGCCGCUUCGCGGAGGCGCUGCGGGAGCACCAGCAGGAGCUCCUGCUGUUGGAGAGCGUGGACGACCGCCUGGGCUGCGCUGUGGCCCAUCGCAAGGUCGGAGAGCGGCUGGCCGAGCUGGAGCGUUAUGACGCUGCUCUGCAGCACCAGCACUGCUACCUGCAGCUGGCGGAGGCACUGUCCAACCACAUCGAGCUGCAGAGGGCCUGGGCCACCAUUGGCCGCACGCACCUGGACAUCCAUGACCACUGUCAGUCCCAGGAGGCCUUGCUGCGGGCCCAGGAGGCCUUUGAGAAGAGCCUGGCCAUUGUGGAUGAGAAGCUGGAGGGAACAUUGGCACAGCGGGAGCUGAGCGAGAUGAGGACCCGGCUGUACCUCAACUUAGGCCUCACUUUUGAAAGCCAGCAGGAGGCGACCCUGUGCAGCGAGUUCUUCAAGAAGAGUAUCUUUCUCGCAGAGCAGAACCACCUCUAUGAGGACCUGUUCCGGGCCCGCUACAACCUGGGUGCCAUGCACUGGCGCCGGGGACAGCACUCCCAGGCCAUGCGCUGUCUGGAGGGUGCCCGGGAGUGCUCGAGGGUGCUUCGAAAGGGCUGCAUGGAGAGUGACUGCUGCCUGCUCCUCUCUCAGGUGCUCCAGGACUUAGGGGACUUCUUGGCUGCCAAAAGAGUCCUGAAGAAGGCCUAUAGACUGAGCGGCCAAAAGCCAUCGCAGAAGGCAGCCAUCUGCCGGGCCCUCAAGUAUGUGCUGGCGGUGAUUCGGCUGCAGCAGCAGCAGGAGGAGCCUGAGGGGAGUGACCCUCAGAGUGCCAUGGGCAUCUGCGAGCAGCUGGGGGAUCUGUUCUCCAAGGCAGGCGACUUCCCCAAGGCGGCAGAUGCAUAUCGGCAGCAGCUGCACUUGGCAGAGUUGUUGAACAGGCCUAGGCCCGAGCUGGCCGUCAUCCAUGUGUCCCUGGCCACCACCUUAGGAGACAUGAAGGACCACAGGGGAGCCGUGCACCACUACCAGGAGGAGCUGCGGCUUCGAGGCGGCAAUGCCGUGGAGGAGGCCCAGACCUGGCUGAACAUUGCGUUGUCCCGGGAUGAGGCGGGCGAUGCCUACGAGCACCUGCUGCCAUGCUUCCAGGAAGCGCUGGACUGUGCACAGCGGGCCCAGCAGCCACGGCUCCAGAGACAGAUUCUGCAGCACCUCCUCACUGUGCAGCUAAGACUGCAGCCCCAGGAUGCCCCCAGCACUGAGGCCGAGCUUCAGGGACUAAGCGGAGGAGAGGAGGAAGAAGAUGAGGACGAGGACAAGGACAGCAGCAGCCCGGAGGCCAGCGAACUGGAACUGUCUGAGAGUGAGGAGGAGGGCAAGGGUACAUCUUCACCGGGGCAUAAGCAGCAGGAUGACGAGGAGUUCCAGGGCCCACGGCAGAGGAACAACAAGUGGAACCGGCGCAAUGAUGUGGGUGAGACGCUGCUUCACCGAGCCUGCAUUGAGGGCCGGCUUGGCCGUGUCCGGGACCUUGUGAGGCAGGGUCACCCCGUGAACCCUCGGGACCACUGUGGAUGGACACCCCUGCACGAGGCCUGCAACUAUGGACACCUGGACAUUGUGCGCUUUCUGCUGGACCAUGGGGCCUCUGUGGAUGACCCGGGUGGGCCAGGCUGUGAGGGCAUCACCCCUCUGCACGACGCUCUCACCUGCGGGCACUUCGAGGUAGCUGAGCUGCUUAUUGAGCGAGGGGCGUCAGUCUCUGCCCGGACCAAGAAGGGCCACCGCCCACUGGAGACUCUGCAGCAGUGGGUGCAACUGUAUUGCCGGGACCUGGACCAGGAGACCCGGGAGAAGGCCAGCGCCAUGGAGCGGCAGCUGCGGGCAGCCUCUGCUGACACAGACCCCCCCAGAUCCCCAGUUUUCCACGACUUCCCGGGCAGCUGUCUCUUUGACCCUGAAAACUCGCCUCCCUUGAGCACUGGCCCUACACCCCCAGACACUCCACAGGGAAUCACCAGAGUGACCCAGGGACAGGCGACGCUGGCCACAGCCAGGACUCGGAGGAACUGGCAGCAGCGGGCUGGGGGCAGCAGUUCGGAGGGGGAAGACAGCCCAAGACCCUUCCGGCCGGCUCGCAAGAGACAGCGGCUCAAGGCUCGUCUGCCUGGCCACACAGAUCCGAAACCAGUGGGAGGUGCUGCGGGCAGGAGGCAGGACCGUGUUGCCCCAUCUGCGCUGGUCCCAGAGGAGGAGUGCCUAUCUGGGGACUGGCUGGAGGUCGACACACCCUGCUCCCUGGGCCCCAGGGACAAUGGCUUCUCUGAGGACAGCAGUGACCACAGCCCUGUCAGGCCCAGGUCCCGGGGUCGGAAGACCCACCCCCAGCUCGAGAGCCAAAGCACCCUGGACACGCCCGACAGAAACAGCAGCUCAGCCUCAGGACCCUCUGUGGGCACAGCCGUGCAGCCUGGGGGUUCCAUUCUGCCCGUGCCCAUCCGGGUUAGGGUUCGGCUUCGGGACGAUCUUUUCCUCAUUCCCAUUCCACAUAGCAGUGAGACCCAGUCUGUGGACUGGCUGGCCAAGCAGGCUGCCCAGCGCUACCACCAGGCAUGUGGGUUGCUGCCACGGCUCACCCUGCGGAAGGAGGGGGCCCUGCUGGACCCCAAAGACCCCAUCGUAGAUGUGCUGCAAAACAACGAGGAGGUGCUGGCCGAAGUGACGUCCUGGGACCUGCCACCUUUGAGUGAACGAUACCGCCGGGCCUGUCAGAGCCUGGAGCAAGGAGAGCAUCAGCAGGUGCUCUGGGCCACGGAGCUCCAGGGCUCAACUCCUGCCUUCAGCGCCUGCAGCCUGGCCUUGCGCCAGCCUCAGUUCACCCCCCUCCUGCGGGCACUCAAACUGCACACUGCACUGCGGGAGCUGCGCCUGGCAGGAAACCGACUCGAUGACACUUGCGUCCCUGAUCUGCUGGCCACUCUGAGCACCGUGUCCAGCCUCACCCUGCUCGACCUGUCUUCCAAUCACCUGGGCCCCGAGGGCUUGCGCCAACUUGCCAGUGGCCUCACAGGCAUGGCCUCCUCACAGAGCUUGGAGGAGCUGGACCUAAGCAUGAAUCCCCUGGGUGAUGGCUGUGGGCCUACCUUGGCCUCUCUCCUGCGGGCCUGUCCUGAGCUCAGCACACUGCGUCUGCAAGCCUGUAACUUUGGCCCCCAAUUGUUUCUGCGCCAUCAGGCAGUCCUCGGCAGUGCCCUCCAGGGUGCCCAGUGCCUGAAGACACUGUCUUUGUCCUACAACGCCCUGGGCCCCGCUGCACUGGCCAGGGCACUAGAGAGCCUGCCCGCCAGCACCCUUCUGAACCUGGAGCUCAGCUGUGUGGUGGCUGACCCGCAUGACCCAGGCCUCAUGGAACCAGUGACUGUGUACCUGACCAAGGACCACUGUGCCCUGACACAUCUGAGCCUGUCUGCAAACCAUCUGGAUGAUGAGGCUGUGAGAGCCCUGAGCAGGUGUCUCCCCAAGUGCCCCUCGCUCUUCUCCCUGGACCUGUCUGCCAACCCCAGGAUCAGCCGUGCUGGCUUGGAGCAGCUCCUGUCAGCUCUGGAGGCGCGUAGCCGGGGGCUCCGCUUCCUGAGUCUUUCUGGUUGCUCCAUCCAGGGCCCCCUGGGCCAAGACCUGUGGGCCCGGAUCGCAGCGCAGCUGCUGGAGCUGCAGCUGUGCAGCCGCCGCCUCGCUGCCGAGGACUGGGACGCGCUGCAGCAGCUUCUGCCGCCGGGCACCGAGCGCCCCCGCAAGCUCUUCUUCCGGCGCGUCUGACCCCGCGCGGCCUCCGUCCCGCCAAAGCCCCCUAAUAAAAGACGCUGCACUCC